CACACGUUCAGACACUCAUUCUGUUCUCACAGAAUUUUGCCCACCCUGCUUAUUGCCAACAUGAGUUGUGGAGGCAGAGGAAGAGGAAGAGGAAGAGGAAGGGGUCAUCAUGAGCACAGCCAUCACGGGGGGCCUGGUUUUGAGGAGGAAGUCCAAUCAAUUACCGGUAUGGCACAAUCGUUCUUUCAAGGUAUGGGGGUCACGCAGUUAACCAUCCCGCCUGAGGUUUCAAAUCCAGUCAUCCAGCCUAGCAUUCCGUAUGUUGGACCAAUAGUUGGAGGUAUAAGACCAGGAACACGACUACAUGUCGAAGGGACUGUUCCUCAUAAUGCCAAACAGUUUCAAAUAAACUUCAAAACAGGGGUAAAAGAUGCUGAUGAUGUCGCUUUUCAUUUCAAUCCCCGGUUCGGACACUACGUAUACAUGAACAUCUUCAGAAAUGGGAAAUGGCAGAAGGAGGAAUUGGGUCCUGAUAAGCCCUUUGUGAAAGGGCAACUUUUUAAACUACUGUUUCUCAUCAAUAAGGAUUCCUAUGAGGUCCAUGUGAAUGGAAUGAAAUUCUACACAUUCAGUCACCGUAUUCCUUUUGACAUGGUUACUACACUUGCCAUAGUAGGAGAUGUUACAAUAUACUGGUUGGGUUUUGAGAAAUGGGAAGUUCCUUCUUUGUUCAAAGAAAGCAAAGUUAUAAUGAUGGGAAGCGGAGGCUGGACAUAUAUCCCAUUAGUGGUUUCUAAUCUGACCAGCAACCCAGCAAUUCCCUUUGUGUGUGAAAUCCCAGCAGGCAAAAAACAAGACAUAGCUGUAGUUUUCCAAGGGACUGUUCCUGCAAAUGCAAAUCGCUUUUCCAUAAAUUUCAAAACCGGGCCGGCUGCAGGUGAUGACGCCGCUUUUCAUUACAACCCUCGUAUUGGUUGUUAUACCGCCCUGAACUGCAGCAGAAAGGGAUGCUGGGAGAAAGAGGAAACUGCACCUGAUAAACCCUUCACAGCGGGUGGAGCCUUCAUAAUUCUUGUAGCCAUCAACUCUGAGGGCUAUGAGGUCUAUGUGAAUGGCUUAAGACACUGCACAUUCAAGCACCGCAUUCCUCUAGAGAAAGUUACUACAGUUAACGUUUUUGGAAAUGUUUCCCUCCUCGUCUGUGGUUUUAUUGACAGCUGGAGUACUACUUCAUCCUUUAAGGAACUAAAGAAAAUCACAGCCACAAAGGGCCCAACCUCCAGUUCGACAUACUUGCCUUUUGAGAUUUCACAUCCAAUCAGUAACCCUGCACUUCCCUAUGUGACUAAAAUCCCAGGAGGUUUAAAACAAGACAUGGCUGUAUUCCUACAAGGGACUGUUCUUGCAGAUGCAAAAAGCUUUGCAUUUAAUUUUAAUACGGGGCAAUCAGAUGGUGAUGACAUCGCUUUUCACUACAAGCUCUACUUUGGUUAUCAUACCGCCCUGAACAGCUUCAGAAAUGGAAGCUGGGAGAAGGAGGAAACUGCACCUGAUAAACCCUUCACCAAGGGAGAAGCCUUCCAAAUGUUCAUUGCCGUUACAUCUGUAGGCUACGAGGUCUACGUCAACGGAUUAAAACAAUGCACCUUCAAGCACCGGAUUCCUCUAGAGAAAGUUUCAGUAGUUCAUUUGUCUGGAGAUGUUUCCCUCCUCAUAUGUGGUUUAAUUCAUAAAUGGAAGAGUCCUUCUUGGUUCAUCAAAGAAAAGAAAACUUUACUGAUGGGAAGUGGAAGCUCAACAUUUAUCCCAUUAGAGAUUUCUGAUCCGAUCAGCAACCCAGCAGUUCCAUAUGUGGCUAAAAUCCCACACGAGAUCAAACAAGAUAUAGCUGUAGUCUUCCAAGGAACUGUUCCUGCAGAUGCAACUAGCUUUUCCAUAAAUUUCAAAACGGGGCCGGCCGAUGGUGAUGACGUCGCUUUUCAUUACAACCCUCGCAUUGGUCAUCAUACCUCCCUGAACAGUGUCAGAAAUGGAAACUGGGAGACAGAGGAAACUGCACCUGAUAAACCCUUCACCAGGGGAGGAGCCUUCAUAAUUCUUGUAGUCAUCAACUCUGAGGGCUAUGAGGUCUAUGUGAACGGCUUAAGACACUGCACAUUCAAGCACCGCAUUCCUCUAGAGAAAGUUACUACAGUUAACGUUGGUGGAAAUGUUUCCCUCCUCGUCUGUGGUUUUAUUGACAGCUGGAGUACUACUUCAUCCUUUAAGGAAGUAAAGAAAAUCACAACCACACAGGGCCCAACCUCCAGUUCGACAUACUUGCCUUUUGAGAUUUCACAUCCAAUCAGUAGCCCUGCGCUUCCCUAUGUGACUAAAAUCCCAGGAGGUUUAAAACAAGACAUGGCUGUAUUCCUACAAGGGACUGUUCUUGCAGAUGCAAAAGGCUUUGCAUUUAAUUUUAAAACGGGGCAAUCAGAUGGUGAUGACAUCGCUUUUCACUACAAGCCCAAUUUUGGUUAUCAUACCGCCCUGAACAGCUUCAGAAAUGGAAGCUGGGAGAAGGAGGAAACUGCACCUGAUAAACCCUUCACCAAGGGAGGAGCCUUCCAAAUGUUCGUUGCCGUUACAUCUGUAGGCUACGAGGUCUACGUCAACGGAUUAAAACAAUGCACCUUCAAGCACCGGAUUCCUCUAGAGAAAGUUUCAGUAGUUCAUUUGUCUGGAGAUGUUUCCCUCCUCAUAUGUGGUUUAAUUCAUAAAUGGAAGAGUCCUUCUUGGUUCAUCAAAGAAAAGAAAACUUUACUGAUGGGAAGUGGAAGCUCAACAUUUAUCCCAUUAGAGAUUUCUGAUCCGAUCAGCAACCCAGCAGUUCCAUAUGUGGCUAAAAUCCCACACGAGAUCAAACAAGAUAUAGCUGUAGUCUUCCAAGGAACUGUUCCUGCAGAUGCAACUAGCUUUGCCAUAAAUUUCAAAACGGGGCCGGCCGAUGGUGAUGACGUCGCUUUUCAUUACAACCCUCGCAUUGGUCAUCAUACCUCCCUGAACAGUGUCAGAAAUGGAAACUGGGAGACAGAGGAAACUGCACCUGAUAAACCCUUCACCAGGGGAGGAGCCUUCAUAAUUCUUGUAGUCACCAACUCUGAGGGCUAUGAGGUCUAUGUGAACGGCUUAAGACACUGCACAUUCAAGCACCGCAUUCCUCUAGAGAAAGUUACUACAGUUAACGUUGGUGGAAAUGUUUCCCUCCUCGUCUGUGGUUUUAUUGACAGCUGGAGUACUACUUCAUCCUUUAAGGAAGUAAAGAAAAUCACAACCACACAGGGCCCAACCUCCAGUUCGACAUACUUGCCUUUUGAGAUUUCACAUCCAGUCAGUAGCCCUGCGCUUCCCUAUGUGACUAAAAUCCCAGGAGGUUUAAAACAAGACAUGGCUGUAUUCCUACAAGGGACUGUUCUUGCAGAUGCAAAAGGCUUUGCAUUUAAUUUUAAAACGGGGCAAUCAGAUGGUGAUGACAUCGCUUUUCACUACAAGCCCAAUUUUGGUUAUCAUACCGCCCUGAACAGCUUCAGAAAUGGAAGCUGGGAGAAGGAGGAAACUGCACCUGAUAAACCCUUCACCAAGGGAGGAGCCUUCCAAAUGUUCAUUGCCGUUACAUCUGUAGGCUACGAGGUCUACGUCAACGGAUUAAAACAAUGCACCUUCAAGCACCGGAUUCCUCUAGAGAAAGUUUCAGUAGUUCAUUUGUCUGGAGAUGUUUCCCUCCUCAUAUGUGGUUUAAUUCAUAAAUGGAAGAGUCCUUCUUGGUUCAUCAAAGAAAAGAAAACUUUACUGAUGGGAAGUGGAAGCUCAACAUUUAUCCCAUUAGAGAUUUCUGAUCCGAUCAGCAACCCAGCAGUUCCAUAUGUGGCUAAAAUCCCACACGAGAUCAAACAAGAUAUAGCUGUAGUCUUCCAAGGAACUGUUCCUGCAGAUGCAACUAGCUUUGCCAUAAAUUUCAAAACGGGGCCGGCCGAUGGUGAUGACGUCGCUUUUCAUUACAACCCUCGCAUUGGUCAUCAUACCUCCCUGAACAGUGUCAGAAAUGGAAACUGGGAGACAGAGGAAACUGCACCUGAUAAACCCUUCACCAGGGGAGGAGCCUUCAUAAUUCUUGUAGUCACCAACUCUGAGGGCUAUGAGGUCUAUGUGAACGGCUUAAGACACUGCACAUUCAAGCACCGCAUUCCUCUAGAGAAAGUUACUACAGUUAACGUUGGUGGAAAUGUUUCCCUCCUCGUCUGUGGUUUUAUUGACAGCUGGAGUACUACUUCAUCCUUUAAGGAAGUAAAGAAAAUCACAACCACACAGGGCCCAACCUCCAGUUCGACAUACUUGCCUUUAGAGAUUUCACAUCCAAUCAGUAGCCCUGCGCUUCCCUAUGUGACUAAAAUCCCAGGAGGUUUAAAACAAGACAUGGCUGUAUUCCUACAAGGGACUGUUCUUGCAGAUGCAAAAGGCUUUGCAUUUAAUUUUAAAACGGGGCAAUCAGAUGGUGAUGACAUCGCUUUUCACUACAAGCCCAAUUUUGGUUAUCAUACCGCCCUGAACAGCUUCAGAAAUGGAAGCUGGGAGAAGGAGGAAACUGCACCUGAUAAACCCUUCACCAAGGGAGGAGCCUUCCAAAUGUUCGUUGCCGUUACAUCUGUAGGCUACGAGGUCUACGUCAACGGAUUAAAACAAUGCACCUUCAAGCACCGGAUUCCUCUAGAGAAAGUUUCAGUAGUUCAUUUGUCUGGAGAUGUUUCCCUCCUCAUAUGUGGUUUAAUUCAUAAAUGGAAGAGUCCUUCUUGGUUCAUCAAAGAAAAGAAAACUUUACUGAUGGGAAGUGGAAGUUCAACAUUUAUCCCAUUAGAGAUUUCUGAUCCGAUCAGCAACCCAGCAGUUCCAUAUGUGGCUAAAAUCCCACACGAGAUCAAACAAGAUAUAGCUGUAGUCUUCCAAGGAACUGUUCCUGCAGAUGCAACUAGCUUUGCCAUAAAUUUCAAAACGGGGCCGGCCGAUGGUGAUGACGUCGCUUUUCAUUACAACCCUCGCAUUGGUCAUCAUACCUCCCUGAACAGUGUCAGAAAUGGAAACUGGGAGACAGAGGAAACUGCACCUGAUAAACCCUUCACCAGGGGAGGAGCCUUCAUAAUUCUUGUAGUCACCAACUCUGAGGGCUAUGAGGUCUAUGUGAACGGCUUAAGACACUGCACAUUCAAGCACCGCAUUCCUCUAGAGAAAGUUACUACAGUUAACGUUGGUGGAAAUGUUUCCCUCCUCGUCUGUGGUUUUAUUGACAGCUGGAGUACUACUUCAUCCUUUAAGGAAGUAAAGAAAAUCACAACCACACAGGGCCCAACCUCCAGUUCGACAUACUUGCCUUUAGAGAUUUCACAUCCAAUCAGUAGCCCUGCGCUUCCCUAUGUGACUAAAAUCCCAGGAGGUUUAAAACAAGACAUGGCUGUAUUCCUACAAGGGACUGUUCUUGCAGAUGCAAAAGGCUUUGCAUUUAAUUUUAAAACGGGGCAAUCAGAUGGUGAUGACAUCGCUUUUCAUUACAAGCCCAAUUUUGGUUAUCAUACCGCCCUGAACAGCUUCAGAAAUGGAAGCUGGGAGAAGGAGGAAACUGCACCUGAUAAACCCUUCACCAAGGGAGGAGCCUUCCAAAUGUUCGUUGCCGUUACAUCUGUAGGCUACGAGGUCUACGUCAACGGAUUAAAACAAUGCACCUUCAAGCACCGGAUUCCUCUAGAGAAAGUUUCAGUAGUUCAUUUGUCUGGAGAUGUUUCCCUCCUCAUAUGUGGUUUAAUUCAUAAAUGGAAGAGUCCUUCUUGGUUCAUCAAAGAAAAGAAAACUUUACUGAUGGGAAGUGGAAGUUCAACAUUUAUCCCAUUAGAGAUUUCUGAUCCGAUCAGCAACCCAGCAGUUCCAUAUGUGGCUAAAAUCCCACACGAGAUCAAACAAGAUAUAGCUGUAGUCUUCCAAGGAACUGUUCCUGCAGAUGCAACUAGCUUUUCCAUAAAUUUCAAAACGGGGCCGGCCGAUGGUGAUGACGUCGCUUUUCAUUACAACCCUCGCAUUGGUCAUCAUACCUCCCUGAACAGUGUCAGAAAUGGAAACUGGGAGACAGAGGAAACUGCACCUGAUAAACCCUUCACCAGGGGAGGAGCCUUCAUAAUUCUUGUAGUCACCAACUCUGAGGGCUAUGAGGUCUAUGUGAACGGCUUAAGACACUGCACAUUCAAGCACCGCAUUCCUCUAGAGAAAGUUACUACAGUUAACGUUGGUGGAAAUGUUUCCCUCCUCGUCUGUGGUUUUAUUGACAGCUGGAGUACUACUUCAUCCUUUAAGGAAGUAAAGAAAAUCACAACCACACAGGGCCCAACCUCCAGUUCGACAUACUUGCCUUUUGAGAUUUCACAUCCAAUCAGUAGCCCUGCGCUUCCCUAUGUGACUAAAAUCCCAGGAGGUUUAAAACAAGACAUGGCUGUAUUCCUACAAGGGACUGUUCUUGCAGAUGCAAAAGGCUUUGCAUUUAAUUUUAAAACGGGGCAAUCAGAUGGUGAUGACAUCGCUUUUCACUACAAGCCCAAUUUUGGUUAUCAUACCGCCCUGAACAGCUUCAGAAAUGGAAGCUGGGAGAAGGAGGAAACUGCACCUGAUAAACCCUUCACCAAGGGAGGAGCCUUCCAAAUGUUCGUUGCCGUUACAUCUGUAGGCUACGAGGUCUACGUCAACGGAUUAAAACAAUGCACCUUCAAGCACCGGAUUCCUCUAGAGAAAGUUUCAGUAGUUCAUUUGUCUGGAGAUGUUUCCCUCCUCAUAUGUGGUUUAAUUCAUAAAUGGAAGAGUCCUUCUUGGUUCAUCAAAGAAAAGAAAACUUUACUGAUGGGAAGUGGAAGUUCAACAUUUAUCCCAUUAGAGAUUUCUGAUCCGAUCAGCAACCCAGCAGUUCCAUAUGUGGCUAAAAUCCCACACGAGAUCAAACAAGAUAUAGCUGUAGUCUUCCAAGGAACUGUUCCUACAGAUGCAACUAGCUUUGCCAUAAAUUUCAAAACGGGGCCGGCCGAUGGUGAUGACGUCGCUUUUCAUUACAACCCUCGCAUUGGUCAUCAUACCUCCCUGAACAGUGUCAGAAAUGGAAACUGGGAGACAGAGGAAACUGCACCUGAUAAACCCUUCACCAGGGGAGGAGCCUUCAUAAUUCUUGUAGUCAUCAACUCUGAGGGCUAUGAGGUCUAUGUGAACGGCUUAAGACACUGCACAUUCAAGCACCGCAUUCCUCUAGAGAAAGUUACUACAGUUAACGUUGGUGGAAAUGUUUCCCUGCUCGUCUGUGGUUUUAUUGACAGCUGGAGUACUACUUCAUCCUUUAAGGAAGUAAAGAAAAUCACAACCACACAGGGCCCAACCUCCAGUUCGACAUACUUGCCUUUAGAGAUUUCACAUCCAGUCAUUUACCCUGCACUUCCCUAUGUGGUUAAAGUCCCAGGAGGGAUACAUCAAGACAAGGCUGUAUUCUUCCAAGGCACAGUUCCUGCAAAUGCAAAAGGCUUUGCCAUAAAUUUCAAAACGGGGCCGGCCGAUGGUGAUGACGUCGCUUUUCAUUACAACCCUCGCAUUGGUCAUCAUACCUCCCUGAACAGUGUCAGAAAUGGAAACUGGGAGACAGAGGAAACUGCACCUGAUAAACCCUUCACCGCAGGACAAACCUUCCAACUCAUUGUGGCCAUCAACCCUGAGGCUUAUGAUGUCUAUGUGAACGGUUUAAGACAUUGCACGUUCAAGCACCGCAUUCCUCUAGAGCAAGUUUCAACAAUUGGCAUUGGUGGAGAUCUCUCCAACCUCAUAUGUGGUUUUAUACAUAGCUGGACGACUUCUUCAUUCUUUACGGAACUCCAGCAAUUUGAAAUCACAGACGGUUCAUCAACAGCUUUAAACAUUUCACAUCCAAUCACCAACCCAGCACUACCCUAUGUUGGUAAAAUACCAGGAGGGAUUCAAAAAGACAUGGCUGUAUUCUUCCAAGGGACUAUUCCUCAAGAUGCCAAAGGCUUUGAAAUAAAUUUCAAAACGGGGCCGGCUGAUGGUGAUGACAUCGCUUUUCAUUACAACCCUCGCAUUGGUCAUCAAACCGCCCUGAACAGCGUCAGAAAUGGAAACUGGGAGACAGAGGAAACUGCACCUGAUAAACCCUUCACUGCAGGACAAACCUUCCAACUCAUUGUAGUCAUCAACACUGAGGCUUACGAGGUCUAUGUGAACGGUUUAAGACAUUGCACGUUCAAGCACCGCAUUCCUCUAGAGAAAGUUUCAACACUUGGCAUUAGGGGAGAUCUCUCCAACCUCAUAUGUGGUUUUAUACAUAGCUGGACGACUUCUUCAUUCUUUACGGAACUUCAGCAAUUUGAAAUCACAGACGGUUCAUCAACAGCUUUAAACAUUUCACAUCCAAUCACCAACCCAGCACUUCCCUAUGUUGGUAAAAUACCAGGAGGGAUUCAAAAAGACAUGGCUGUAUUCUUCCAAGGGACUAUUCCUCAAGAUGCCAAAGGCUUUGAAAUAAAUUUCAAAACGGGGCCGGCUGAUGGUGAUGACAUCGCUUUUCAUUACAACCCUCGCAUUGGUCAUCAAACCACCCUGAACAGCGUCAGAAAUGGAAACUGGGAGACAGAGGAAACUGCACCUGAUAAACCCUUCACUGCAGGACAAACCUUCCAACUUAUUGUAGUCAUCAACACUGAGGCUUAUGAGGUCUAUGUGAACGGUUUAAGACAUUGCACGUUCAAGCACCGCAUUCCUCUAGAGAAAGUUUCAACACUUGGCAUUAGGGGAGAUCUCUCCAACCUCAUAUGUGGUUUUAUACAUAGCUGGACGACUUCUUCAUUCUUUACGGAACUUCAGCAAUUUGAAAUCACAGAAGGUUCAUCAACAAGCGUGGAAACCACAACUUUAGACAUCUCACAGCCAAUCACCAACCCAGCACUUCCCUUUGUGGGUAAAAUACCAGGAGGGUUUAAAAGCGACAUGGCUAUAUACUUCGAAGGGACUACUCCUCAAGAUGCCAAAGGCUUUGGAAUAAGUUUCAAAAUGGGGCCGGCUGAUGGUGCUGACAUCGCUUUUCAUUACAACCCUCGCAUUGGUCAUUAUACCGCCCUGAACAGCGUCAGAAACGGAAACUGGGAGACAGAGGAAACUGCAUCUGAUAAACCCUUCACCAGGGGAGGAGCCUUCGUAAUUCUUGUAGUCAUCAACUCUGAGGGCUAUGAGGUCUAUGUGAAUGGUGUAAAGCACUGUUUGUUUAAGCACCGCAUAUCUUUAGAGCAAGUUUCCAUACUUGGUAUUCAAGGAGAUGUUUUGAUCUCCACAUUUGGUUUUAUUUAUAAUUGGAGUACUUCUCCCAUCUGUAAAGAAAUUCAGAAAAUCCAAAGCAAAAAGAGCACAACCUCGACAACCAUCACUCUAGAGAUUUCACAAUCAGUCAGCAACCCUGCGAUUCCCUAUGUAGGAAAAAUACCAGUAGUGGUAAAGCCAAAUAUGGCGGUACUUUUUCAAGGGAAUGUUCUUGAAAAUGCUGUUAGCUUUGAAAUCAGUUUUAAAACAGGGUCAUCUGAUGACAUCGCUUUUCACUUCAAACCUCACAUUGGUGAUCAUACCACCCUGAACAGCUUCAGAAAUGGAAGCUGGGAGACACAGGAAAAUGUACCAAUUGAACCUUUCACCAGCCGAGGAGCCUUCCAAAUUAUUGUUGUCUUUAAAUCAGAGGGCUAUGAGGUUUAUGCGAAUGGCUUGAAACACUGCACAUUUAAACAUCGCAUUCCUUUAGAGAAAGUGUCCCUAAUUGCCAUUAAUGGAGACACUACUAUUCAGCUAAUUGGUUUUGCUGAAAACUGGAGUAAAUAAAUUAAAAUGAGUAAAACACAUGUACAUGGGGAAGAAGUUCCAGAGGCUGAAAAAAUACAACCAUGUUCCACAGUAGUAUUUCUUUUAAGUAGGUGUAGAUUUAAAAAUUCUCUCCUUAAUUUGCCUUUAAUUUGCCACCAACUUAUAUUUAUGUUUUUGUACAAACUAUACAACUUGGGAUGUGACACUGGACAUUUCACCAACCAAUCUGAACAACAGAAACGCUAACAUUUUAAUCAACACUGCCUCAACGUCCUUGUGAAUAAUUUUGGUCUCUUAAAGAAAAAAAAUGUGGCUUUCAGACUUUCAUGUGAAAUAAUGUAUUGUUUUAAUAUGACCAUAAAUUGAUUUGCUAUUUUUCAUGUAGGUAACAUUAAAUGUCAGGAAAACAACCAUAGGGAUAAAAGGUUUAACCUUUUCAUCACAUUCCAAAGUUUUACAAUUCAUUUAUAUUUAUUUUUUUAAUCCAUAAUUGAAAUACUUUUUGGAUACUACAUCAAAUUUGGAUCAAGAUAUUUACCGUUUUUUACUGAUAAUCUACAAGUCUGCUGUGAGGCCUGCUUGGAUACUUCUCUUAUAAUCCAAUGGCAACAGAAAAAAAAAUCAUUUUUGUCUAUGCAAAAACGCGGAAUGAAGUGAUAAGGCCGCCCAGAAGCUACAAAUUAACUUCUGGGCAGAUUUUUGUUGAAGGGUAGCUUGUCUGGCCAACAAUCUUCAUUGGAAAGGCUUUGAUGCAUUUAAGCUUGCAUUAUGAUUCUCCAUAAGAGAGACUCAAAGGGGGAAUUCAGGGUACAUAACAGUAUAUAUUCCUGUACUUGUCUUUUGGGCUAAGGGGCAUAUAUUGGCUACUUGAUAUUUAGUCCUGCUCUAGAUUAAAGAGUACCUUUUUGGGGAGUAUGGUGAAAACCGCUUCCAUACAUAUUUUUUCCUUCUUCUGGCUAAUUACUUAAUCUGUGCUGAAAUCUUUAUUUGUUAAACUGAUUUACUGCUGAGUUUCUCUUUUAAUCCUCAAUAAACAACAGGAAUCUGAA
This is a messenger RNA of Ictalurus furcatus (blue catfish), 10895 nucleotides long. RefSeq lists its product as uncharacterized. The record is from RefSeq and is a predicted model, not a curated record. Lineage: Eukaryota; Metazoa; Chordata; Actinopteri; Siluriformes; Ictaluridae. The transcript has 78 exons. Gene Ontology annotation, molecular function: carbohydrate binding. Bases 61 to 9864 code for a protein of 3267 amino acids.